CGUCAUAACCAUGACGCGGACAUCCCGACUAUAAUUCUAUCUUGUCAAGGUGCGAAUUGCAAAGUCUGGACCGCUUGUGAUUAUUGCCGUUUGAAAUUGCCGUUAGCGAGCAGUGAGAAGGCGAAAGAAAGCUAUAAAGUGGUCGAGUUGGGACAGUUGGUUGUUGGUUGCUAAGGUGGUGCAGGAUCUCUCCUCCGCGCUUUCUUUCCUCCCGCCUCCCGCCUCCCUUUCCAUCUUCCCCAUCUUCCUCGAGCACCGUGACUUGAACGAUGCAAAAAGAUUCAAUGGCUUCUGAGAAAGGCAUCACCCACCACCAGGAAGACGUCUUCACUCAAGAUGCCUCCAAAGCCGCUGGUCAAGGCCUCGCAGCCACUGAUCAGUAUGGACGAGCGUUGAUCGAAUUCGAUCCAGCAGCAGAACGCCGCCUGCGCCGCAAGAUUGACCUGUUCAUCCUCCCCACUGUUUCGCUCAUCUACCUCUUCUGUUUCAUCGAUCGAGCCAAUAUUGGAAAUGCCAAACUGGCCGGUCUCGAGAAAGACCUAGGCUUCACAGGCUACGACUACAACAUCGUCCUCUCAGUCUUCUACAUCUCCUACAUCCUCUUCGAAAUCCCCUCCAAUAUCGCUUGCAAGUUGAUCGGCCCGGGCUGGUUCCUCCCCGCGGUGACCGUCGCCUUUGGCAUCUGUUCGCUGGGCACGGCGUUCGUCCAGAACAAGCAAAGCGCCGCCGGGGUGCGCUUCCUUCUUGGGAUCUUCGAAGCAGGCAUGCUGCCUGGCAUCGCCUACUACCUCUCGCGCUGGUACCGUCGCAAGGAGCUGGCCUUCUACUUAUCGCUGUACAUCGUGAUGGCGCCGCUGGCGGGGGCGUUCGGCGGGCUGCUGGCCUCGGCGAUCCUCAAGAUCGACCACUUCGGCAGCCUGCACACGUGGCGCAUGAUCUUCGCCAUCGAAGGGAUCAUCACGAUCGGGCUGGGGCUUCUCGCAUUCGUGACGCUGACGGACCGGCCCGAGACGGCGCGGUGGCUCACGCAGGAGCAAAAAGACCUCGCCAUCGCGCGGAUCAAGUCCGAGCGCGUCGCGACGACCGAGGUGCUCGACAAGAUGGACAAGGCAAAGAUGAUGCGGGGGAUCUUCAGCCCGGCGACCCUUACCACGGCGUUCAUCUUCCUGCUCAACAAUGUCACGGUCCAGGGCCUGGCCUUCUUCGCGCCGACGAUCGUGCGCACCAUCUACCCGACCAGUAGCGUUGUCUCGCAGCAGCUGCACACGGUGCCGCCCUACAUCGUGGGCGCCUUCUUCACGGUGCUCUUCCCCUUCCUGAGCUGGCGCUUCGACCGGCGCCUGCCCUUCUUCGUCCUCGCCCCGCCGCUCACCAUCACGGGCUACAUCAUGUUCCUGGCCAGCACCAACCCGCAGGUCCGCUACGGCGCGACCUUCCUCAUCGCCGCGGGGGCCUUCAGCUUCGGCGCCCUCUGCAACGCCCACGUCUCGAACAACGUUGUCUCCGACACCGCCCGCUCCGCCGCCAUCGGCACCAACGUCAUGUUCGGCAACGUCGGCGGCCUCGUCUCCACCUGGUCCUUCCUCCCCUCCGACGCCCCGGACUACCACAUCGGCAACGGCCUCAACCUGGCCACCGCCUCCAUGACCCUGAUCCUGGGCGCGCUGAUGUGGAUGUGGAUGCGCUGGGACAACCGCCGCCGCGAGAAGAUCGAUAUCGAUCGCGCCUUGGCCGACCUCUCGCAGGAGCAGAUCCAGGAUCUGGACUGGCGCAACCCCGCCUUCAAGUGGAAGAUGUAAAUGGUUUCCCUGGAAGUGUUGUUUGGAGCUGGAGAGACUGGCUGGGCGGGUCACGGGUGUUCUGGAGCGCAAGCGUUUGUGAAGUUUCUGUAUGUAUGUU
This is a messenger RNA of Aspergillus fijiensis CBS 313.89, 1899 nucleotides long. Its product is annotated as putative MFS transporter. The record is from RefSeq and is a predicted model, not a curated record. Gene Ontology annotation, cellular component: membrane. Bases 270 to 1799 code for a protein of 509 amino acids. The transcript has 2 exons. Gene Ontology annotation, biological process: transmembrane transport. Lineage: Eukaryota; Fungi; Ascomycota; Eurotiomycetes; Eurotiales; Aspergillaceae. Gene Ontology annotation, molecular function: transmembrane transporter activity.